Drosophila pseudoobscura is the source of this 1418-nucleotide messenger RNA. It is a transcript of the gene Gasp, whose product is annotated as Chitin binding Peritrophin-A domain-containing protein Gasp. The coding region runs from base 155 to 934 and encodes 259 amino acids. The record is from RefSeq and is a predicted model, not a curated record. Gene Ontology annotation, molecular function: chitin binding. Gene Ontology annotation, cellular component: extracellular region. The transcript is spliced from 5 exons. Lineage: Eukaryota; Metazoa; Arthropoda; Insecta; Diptera; Drosophilidae.
UCCCGCACCAGCCAGGCAGCCACACACAGUCCAAGUCGUUCGGUCCCGCUGUCACACAUUUUUUCAAGUGCGGUUACGUCUCGUCGCCAGCAGCAGCAACAACAAGUUUUUAAAACACACACAGAAAGAGCCCAAGCCCCAAAUCGAUCGCAAAAUGAAGAAGUUUUUCGUUGUGUUUGUUGCAUUAUUCGGAGCCGCCGCGGCCCAAAGUAGUUUUAAAUGUCCCGAUGACUUCGGAUUCUACCCACACGAUGCUUCGUGCGACAAAUACUGGAAGUGCGACAACGGUGUCUCCGAGCUGAAGACCUGCGGCAACGGCCUUGCCUUCGAUGCCACAGACUCGAAAUACCUCACCGAGAACUGCGACUAUCUGCACAAUGUUGAGUGCGGCGAGCGCACAGAGCUGGAGCCCCCAAUCACCACGCCGCACUGUUCUCGCCUGUACGGCAUCUUCCCCGAUGAGAACAAGUGCGAUGUGUUCUGGAACUGCUGGAAUGGCGAACCCUCUAGAUACCAGUGCUCGCCCGGUCUGGCCUACGAUCGCGACGCCCGCGUCUGCAUGUGGGCUGACCAGGUGCCUGAGUGCAAGAACGAAGAGGUUGCCAAUGGCUUUGCAUGCCCUGCUGCCGGUGAGAUCGCGAAUGCCGGCUCUUUCUCGCGCCACGCCCAUCCCGAGGACUGCCGCAAAUAUUACAUCUGCCUGGAGGGAGUUGCUCGCGAAUACGGCUGCCCCAUCGGUACUGUGUUCAAGAUCGGCGACAGUGACGGCACUGGCAACUGCGAGGAUCCCGAGGAUGUUCCCGGCUGCGAAGACUACUAUGGCGAUCUGGAUUUGAAGAGCAUCCGCAAGAGCGAACUUCUAGCUGGAUUGAACAGUGAAGGUCGCACCAAGGGCGCGUCCAAAACCAAAGCUGCCUCCUCCUCCUCCUCAUAAACAUAAUAACAACAAAAACAACAAAUAACUAAACAAAAGCAACUACAACAAGAACAACAACUACAAUACAACAAGAUCAAUAAACUCAAUGCCCAAUUUCCACAUUUCCGCCACCUCCUCCCGCUGUCCCCCCCACAUCAAAAACAAAAAGAAUACUCAGCCAGCCUCGAAUCAUAAAUCCAAUCGCAUCAGAUCUAUUGCCCUGCCAUUCUCGUUCUUCUCCUUACUUCUAUUCCAUUUUGUGUUUCUAAUUUAGAACUCUCUUUCCAUUCGCAAUCUGAGACCAAUUUCUGCGUCAAAUCAAAAUUUCAACUCAAGUUUUUAGAUUCAAAAGGUAACAAAAAAGAAAAAACAAAAACAAAUAGAACAGAAAAGAACAUCGAGGAAUGAAAGAAUCCUUUCAAAAUGAAGCGUAAAAUUUAGAGAUUUGUACAUUUAAGUGAUCCUUGUUUAUAAGCUUAUAAUUUUAUUUUAUACAUAAAAA